This is a messenger RNA of Brassica oleracea var. oleracea, 569 nucleotides long. RefSeq names its product protein ORGAN SIZE RELATED 1-like. Lineage: Eukaryota; Viridiplantae; Streptophyta; Magnoliopsida; Brassicales; Brassicaceae. The transcript has a single exon. The record is from RefSeq and is a predicted model, not a curated record. Bases 91 to 366 code for a protein of 91 amino acids. Gene Ontology annotation, biological process: positive regulation of organ growth.
CCAAUUGCCCACUAUAUAAUUAGAGGCAGGCACAAAGGCAAAAGGAUCAAAGUCACUAAAAAAUUGCUUUGAUAAACAUACUAAUGGAUAAUGAGGGUACAUAAUCACCGGCUGAGAUUCGAAGUCACACCCAAGCCAACAAUGAGUUUGCCCGGAAUUUCUUUUAUCACGGCGAGAUCCGUCGCAGUUAUUCUCUUUCUCUGUCUGUUCCUUCUGAUUUUGCCACCGUUCCUUCCGCCGCUUCCACCGCCUCCAUCGACGCUCCUCCUUCUCCCUCUUCUGCUCAUGAUUCUCCUCAUUUUCUUGGCUUUUUCCCCUUCUAAUGAGCCUAGCCUCACCGUGGAAGUAGAACCUCUCGACCCCUGAUGAGUGAUGUUCGCCGUCUUCAGCACCGACCGUACAUUUAUAUAUGCAUUAAACAAUUAUGUAUAAGUGUGUCUAUAUAUGCAUGUGUAAGAAGCAGAUUAAGAGCUUUUAGUUUCGUGCAAGUAAGAUCAUCUCAUGUGACUGAUAGAUCUCCGAGUUUAUUUUGAAUGAUUUCGUAUAAAUUUAGUUACCUUUCUUUGAUU